CCAAUGUCGACUUACAAUGAAACAGUGAAGACUGAAAAAGACGAAGAAGAAGAGGAGAAGGAGCAACAAUGUGACUGGCUGCUGGAAAACCCCAUGUCUCUGGCCCAGAUGAAGAGGGUAUCAGUGGUGCUGGUGGACUGCUGUAGACCACAAGGACGACGAGGGAAGGAGGAGGAGAUGCAGACGCUGAGCAACAGAGAUGCACAUCAGAUCGAGACCAGUGUACCGGAACACCAACAUGUAAUGCAACAGAAGAUUCAUGGACAGAAUACCGAACUCAACCUGCAGCUCAAAGGAAGGCCCCCACCGCACUGUCUGCAGGAAGAGUUUCACAGCCCUGAGAGAACUUGAGAAACACCAAACUCGCUCAGAAAAUGAGAAGCCUUGCAAAAAGCCACAUAAAUAUUCUGAUUGUGAAAAAGCAUUUACAACAUCCUCAAGGAAGCCUCAUAAAUGUGCCCAGUGUGGAAAAGCUUUUAUAACCUCCGCAAAUCUCAAACGUCACAUGCUUACACAUAUUGGAGAAAAGCUUCAUAAAUGUGUCCAGUGUGGAAAAGCUUUUUCAGUAAUGUCUAGUCUUAAACGCCACAUGCUAGUACACACUGGAGAGAAGCCUCAUAAAUGUAAUCAGUGCGGAAAAGCAUUUUCACAAAUUACAAAUCUUAAAACUCAUGUACUGAUACACACUGGAGAAAAAGCAUUUAUAUCUUCCAAUGAUCUUUAUCGCCACAUGCUUACACAUACUGGAGAGAAGCCUCAUAAAUGUGUCCAGUGUGGAAAAGCUUUUAAAAAAUCGUCAAACCUUAAACGUCAUAUGGUAGUACACACUGGAGAGAGGCAUCAUCAAUGUUCCCAGUGUGGAAAAGCAUUUAUAUCUUCCAAUGAUCUUUAUCGCCACAUGCUUACACAUACUGGAGAGAAGCCUCAUAAAUGUGUCCAGUGUGGAAAAGGCUUUUCACAAAGUUCUUCUCUUAGAACCCACAUUCUGAUACACACUGAAGAGAAGCCUCAUAAAUGUUCCCAGUGUGGAAAAUCAUUUAUAUCUUCCAACGAUCUUUAUCGCCACAUGCUUACACAUACUGGAGAGAAGCCUCAUAAAUGUGUCCUGUGUGGUAAAUCAUUUAUAUCUUCCAACGAUCUUCAUCGCCACAUUCUGAUACACACUGGAGAAAAGCCUCAUAAAUGUGUCCAGUGUGGAAAAGCUUUUAACAUAUCCUCAAACCUUAAACGUCAUAUGGUAGUACACACUGGAGAGAGGCAUCAUAAAUGUUCCCAGUGUGGAAAAUCAUUUAGAACAUCCCAAGAUCUUCAUCGCCACAUGCUUACACACACUGGAGAGAAGCCUCAUAAAUGUGUCCAGUGUGGAAAAGGUUUUUCACGAAUUUCAAAUCUUAAUAAGCAUAUGAUAAUACACACUGGACAGAAGCCUCAUAAAUGUGCCCAGUGUGGAAAAGCAUUAUCAAAACGUUCAAAUCUUAAAAGCCACAUGCUAAUACACAGUGGAGAAAUGCCUCAUAAAUGUGUCCAGUGUGGAAAAGUUUUUUCAUUAAUGUCUAGUCUUAAACGUCAUAUGGCAGUACACACUGCAUCGUGACC
Messenger RNA from Alosa alosa (allis shad), 1596 nucleotides. RefSeq names its product zinc finger protein 93-like. Gene Ontology annotation, cellular component: nucleus. Gene Ontology annotation, biological process: regulation of transcription by RNA polymerase II. The transcript is spliced from 3 exons. The coding region runs from base 260 to 1594 and encodes 444 amino acids. Gene Ontology annotation, molecular function: RNA polymerase II cis-regulatory region sequence-specific DNA binding; DNA-binding transcription activator activity, RNA polymerase II-specific. The record is from RefSeq and is a predicted model, not a curated record. Lineage: Eukaryota; Metazoa; Chordata; Actinopteri; Clupeiformes; Clupeidae.